Messenger RNA from Achroia grisella, 692 nucleotides. RefSeq lists its product as uncharacterized. The transcript has a single exon. The record is from RefSeq and is a predicted model, not a curated record. Bases 80 to 499 code for a protein of 139 amino acids. Lineage: Eukaryota; Metazoa; Arthropoda; Insecta; Lepidoptera; Pyralidae.
UACACAUUUAUCGUUUGAAGAACUAUUAACUUUGUUCGCACAAGUGGAGGCUAUACUAAACAGUCGUCCAUUGUACCCUAUGUCAUCCUCUCCUGACGAUUUUCACUCCUUAUCUCCUGGGCACUUUUUAAUCGGCAGACCUUUAAAUGCACUGCCGGCACCGGCAUUAGAAGACAGCAAAAUAAACCCAAUCCAGCGACACCUUCGUCUUGAGCAAAUCCGACAACAUUUUUGGAGAAGAUGGCAAUUGGAAUACAUCUCUGAACUACAACAAAGAACGAAAUGGAAGACCGAUAAAACAAAACUCAAUAUUGGAGAUCUGGUCUUGCUGAAAGAAAAGGAUGCUCCGCCAUUGUGCUGGCGUCUUGGACGGGUCUCUCGACUGUUCCCAGGCUCGGACGGUGUAGCACGGGUGGCAGAUAUCAAUACUGCAAGAGGUUGCGUGCGUCGACCUCUGGUUGGCCUGUGCCCUUUGCCAACUUCUGAAGCUUCAAGUUGAAAGUCAUGUCUUUCAAAGGAGGGAAGAUGUUCGCGCGCUUAAGUUACGGCAAAAAUGUAACACUUUGUUGCGGGUGGAAGAAUAAUAAAUGUCACUCACUACUAACUCGGCCAUUUUACACAAGUGAUUCUUGCUCUGUACAAUUUUAUUAUAUUAAAUGUCUAAAUAAGUAAAAUAUCGAGUUUCACUAAAG